GACUCCACGAUUCGCUCCGCGUCGUCCCCCGAGGCCUCCCAUCCCCUCCUGCUGGGCCCCUCGUCCCUGUGGUGUUAAAGGUACUGUGUGACUGAGCAGCCAGUUUGGACUUUUCUGCAAAGAUACCAUGGCCAUGGGAAGGUGAAGUUCAGCUGAGUUUAAACUCUUUUGGCACUCCAUAAGCUGUGAAACAGAAGAAUGCAGAAGAGUAUCCUUUGCCUUUUAGUACAUGAAUGAUAAGAGCACAAGAUCAUUACUGCAAGUUUUCUGCGAAGAUGAGUUCGGAGGAGAAGAGUAUAUCUCCUGCUCACAAAACAUCCACUCCAUCACAUAGAAGUGCCUCCUGUUCAUCAUCAUCUCAGAGGGAUAGGAGACAGAGCAUUAAUAUUUUGGAACGGAAGGCUUCUUCGGGAAGCACAGACCCUUCCUUAAGCAAGCAGUUCCUUGAAACAGACCCUAUCUCUCUGUCCAAGGAACCUGACAGUUGGGAAAUCAUAGAGGGUCUGAAAAUUGGCCAUACUCAUGUACAGAAGCCAGACAAACAUGAAGGCUUCAUGCUGAAAAAGAGAAAAUGGCCCUUAAAAGGUUGGCACAAGAGGUUUUUCGUCCUGGAUAAUGGACUAUUAAAAUAUUCAAAGUCACCAAUUGAUAUACAGAAGGGCAAAGUACAUGGAAGCAUUGAUGUAGGCUUAUCAGUUAUGUCCAUUAAGAAGAAGGCUCGCAGAAUAGAUCUUGAUACGGAAGAGCACAUUUAUCAUUUGAAGGUGAAGUCCCAGGAUACAUUUGAUGCAUGGGUUUCAAAAUUACGCCACCACCGGCUGUACCGUCAGAAUGAGAUUGUGAGAUCUCCGAGAGAUGCCAGCUUCCAUAUAUUCCCCUCAGCCUCUACUACAGAGUCUUCACCAGCUGCUAAUGUACCAGAUGGAAAGGUACAACAAAAUAGCUUCCCAUGGCAAUCUCCUAUACCUUGCAGUAACAGCCUUCCUGCAACCUGCACUACUGGGCAGAGUAAAGUAGCAGCCUGGUUGCAGGACUCUGAAGAGAUGGACAGAUGUGCAGAAGAUCUUGCUCAUUGUCAGUCAAACCUUGUGGAACUCAGUAAACUUCUUCAAAAUUUAGAAAUACUACAGAGAACUCAGUCUGCACCAAAUUUCACAGACAUGCAGGCUAACUGUGUAGAUAUUUCAAAGAAAGACAAGCGGGUCACAAGACGAUGGAGAACAAAAAGUGUCAGCAAAGAUGCAAAAAUUCAACUUCAGUCCAACUCUUCUGGAGAUAACAUUAGCGAAGUACCUAGCUAUAUAAGUCUCUGGCAUACACAGGAAGGGCCGGCACCGAAGGGCCAGUUCAGCACAACACGACGCCGGCAGAGACUAGCAGCUGCAGUGGCUACAACAGUCCCUUUUAGUGCCACAAUGUCCCCAGUUCGGCUGCAUUCGUCCAAUCCCAACCUUUGUGCAGAUAUUGAGUUCCAGACCCCCCCAAGCCAUGUAACAGAUCCUCUGGAGUGCUCUACAGAGUACAUGAAGCUUCAAGAAGAAUUCUGCCUGAUGGCACAAAAAGUGCAUUCGCUUUUGAAGUCUGCCUUUAACAGCAUAGCUAUAGAGAAGGAGAAGCUUAAACAGAUCGUCUCGGAACAGGAUCUUACAGGUCACAAUGCUCAAAUAGCACACCUCAGACAGUCCCUUUCUCAGGCUCUCAACCAGAAUGCUGAACUAAGGAGUCGCUUGAACAGAAUACAUUCAGAAUCUGUUAUUUGUGAUCAGGUUGUCAGUGUAAAUAUUAUCCCUAGCCCUGAUGAGACGGGUGAACAAAUUCAUGUCAGUUUGCCAUUGUCUCAGCAAGUUUCUAACGAGAGCAGGCUCUCUAUGUCUGAAUCAGUGUCAGAGUUCUUUGAUGCACAGGAGGUGCUUUUGUCUGCCAGCUCGUCAGAAAAUGAGGCUUCUGAUGAUGAAUCUUAUAUCAGUGAUGUGAGUGAUAAUAUAUCUGAGGACAACACCAGUGUUGCAGACAUUUCUCGGCAAAUUGUCAAUGGUGAACUAACUGGAGGAGCGUUCAGGAAUGGACGGCGAACUUGUCUCCCAGCUCCCAGCCCUGACACCAGUAACAUCAAUCUAUGGAAUAUUUUGAGAAAUAACAUUGGUAAAGAUCUUUCCAAAGUAUCCAUGCCAGUUGAGCUAAAUGAGCCUCUGAACACCUUGCAACAUCUUUGUGAAGAGUUGGAAUAUAGUGAACUCUUGGACAAGGCUGCUGAAACGGAUGAUCCUUAUGAACGCAUGGUUCUCAUAGCUGCUUUUGCAGCAUCAGGUUAUGCCUCUACGUAUUUCAGAGCAGGAAGCAAGCCGUUUAACCCUGUGCUUGGUGAAACUUAUGAAUGUAUUAGAGAAGACAAAGGAUUUCGAUUUUUCUCCGAGCAGGUUAGCCACCAUCCUCCCAUUUCAGCCUGCCACUGUGAAUCGAAGAACUUUGUGUUUUGGCAAGAUAUCAGGUGGAAAAACAAAUUUUGGGGGAAAUCAAUGGAAAUUCUUCCAGUUGGAACCUUGAAUGUGACUCUUCCAAAGUACGGAGACUACUACGUCUGGAACAAAGUCACUACUUGCAUACAUAAUAUCCUUAGUGGAAGGAGGUGGAUAGAACACUAUGGAGAGAUAACAAUCAGGAACACAAAAAGCAGUGUUUGUAUUUGUAAACUCACAUUUGUCAAGGUAAACUACUGGAAUUCAAAUGUAAAUGAAGUCCAGGGAGUUGUGAUAGAUCAAGAAGGGAAGGUAGUGCAUCGCCUCUUUGGAAAGUGGCACGAAGGUCUUUAUUGUGGUGUAGCACCUUCAGCCAAAUGCGUGUGGAGGCCAGGCUCCAUGCCAACCAACUAUGAACGGUAUUAUGGCUUCACAAGAUUUGCUAUUGAGCUCAAUGAAUUAGAUCCUGUACUGAAACAUCUUCUUCCAACAACAGAUGCACGAUUCAGGCCGGAUCAAAGGCUUCUAGAGGAAGGAAAUAUAGAAGCAGCAGCAUCAGAGAAGCAAAGAAUAGAAGAACUCCAGAGAAGUCGGAGGCGGUACAUGGAAGAAAACAACAUUGAAUAUGUACCCAAGUUUUUUAAAAAAGUUAUUGAUGCUAAUCAAAGAGAAGCCUGGGUUACCAAUGAAACCUACUGGGAACUGCGAAAGGAUCCGGGAUUUAGUAAAGUAGAAAUUCCUGUACUCUGGUAAACUGAGAAUGUAGAUCUAGUAAACAUAUCAACUCUCUGAAGAAAAAAAUAACUAUGCACAAUAUGUUUCUUAUAGAUAAGUGUGGUUUGUGGGUCUAUGGAAAAACCUAUCAUUUGCAUUUAUUUUCAUCUUUAUAAUGGACUUUUGAAAGUGCAUUAGACCAGGCCCCUGACCACUUCUGGAUCUUUUUAAUUUUGCAGCAGCCAUUAAAAAAAAAAAAAGAAAAA
Messenger RNA from Centrocercus urophasianus (Greater sage-grouse), 3436 nucleotides. RefSeq names its product oxysterol binding protein like 6 (gene OSBPL6). The transcript has 27 exons. The coding region runs from base 234 to 3209 and encodes 991 amino acids. NCBI's taxonomy places the organism in Eukaryota, Metazoa, Chordata, Aves, Galliformes, Phasianidae. Gene Ontology annotation, cellular component: cytosol; plasma membrane; intracellular membrane-bounded organelle. Gene Ontology annotation, molecular function: cholesterol binding. The record is from RefSeq and is a predicted model, not a curated record.